GCUCUUUUCGGCCGACGCGCGAUGCUGCCAACCAUCGAGAUGGUCAUCUCGCUGCACAUGCACGUGCGCGGGUACCGCGUCCUCGGCAAGACCGCCGAAUUUGAGAUUGCAUGCAAGGCCAAGUGCAGCACCGCGCCGCGGCUCGAGAUGACCGCGGUCGAGUGGAGCGUCUUCAAGACCAUGGAGGAGUUCCAGCUCCUCGACACGCGCCUGCGCAACGACGCGAUCUAUGGCAGUCGCAUGGCCGACGUGACCUUUGUGCCACUGCACAAGACCAAGGUGUUUUUGGCCAAGCCACCAAGCCGUCGUUCUUGGCCAAGCGCCAAGACGCGCUCGGCAAGUACCUUCGGCAGGUGCUAAGCAUUGCCGACAUUGCCGACUUUCACUCGGCCGAUGGCUCUCAAGUGCUUGCUGACUUUGCCCUCAUUCACGCCCAUGUUGUCUUUGCGAACUCGACGCACAAGGCCAACUACCUACAGCAAAACGACGUCGCCGGCUCGGAGACGUCGAAAGCCGACGACAGCUAUGUCGUCGAGCCGCAUGUCGACAGCCACGGCGACUCGGUGCUCGACGACUUUCCUCCGCCGACCACCACCACCACCACUACCACCACCACGUCGACGACCAUCUCGGCGGGCCGCGUGUCGGCGUCCUCGGACGACAUUGCCGACGAUGACCUGACGCAGGCGCAGCAAGAAGAGUUACAAGCACUCAUUGUCCAGCGCAUCCAGGAGCACACGGACGUCGACGUGCUCAAGCAGUUUCAAAAGCAAGCCCGACGCUUUGGCCGUGCCGCCGCCGAUGCCGCGGACGCCGAAGGCCACGUCUUCUUUGCCUUUAUGGUGCGAGUCUUUGGCCGCGAUUUCUGCGCAUGGCUGGUGCCGAGCCUCGCCCAACUGCUCCCGGACCCGAUCAAGAAGCGCGCGCUCUGCAAUGCGCUGCAAGCCCACGACGAGACACCGAGUAUGGUGGUGGUUGCGCCGCCUCGACCACGGCCCGCAAGCGACGCCGUGCUCGCGACGCCGCCGCCGUUUCCGACGCGGCCACAGCGAUCGCGCCCCGCGAGCAUGAGUGGGAAAGACGUCGUCGCCAAAGUCCGCGACCUCGUCGACGGCGACGAAGAGCGCGUGAGCGAGUUCAAAGCCAUGACCAAGGAGCUCCGAACGAGCCGUCUCUCGGCGUCCGAGUACUCGGACUAUGUCGUCUCGGCGUUUGGAGCGCGCAAGUCGCAGGAGGUGCUACUGGAUGUGGCCAAUGCCAUGACCAACCCGCGCGUACACGAAGAGCUCACGACCGCGAUCGAGGUCGUCGAGCAGCAGUCGGCGCUCUCGUCGCUGCGAGCGACGAUGCGCCAGCGCCGCAACAGCCGCCGCAUGAGCCUCGAGCGCAACUCGUCGUUCAUUAGCCGCCGCUCGAAUCUGAGCAGCGUCGAGGUCGAGGAAGACGACGGCCACGAGUCGGCGGCGGAAGACGUGCCCUCGUCGCACCGCGUCUUGAAUCGGCUCAAGCACCAAGGCGCGGUCAACUUGAUGAACUUCAAGUAGUGAACGAGACUAGGAGUAUAUAAUGCACGACCCCGAUAGCGGCGUAGGAGACAAGAGAACGAUGUGGAUAUUGAC
Messenger RNA from Saprolegnia parasitica CBS 223.65, 1619 nucleotides. RefSeq lists its product as hypothetical. The transcript is spliced from 2 exons. Lineage: Eukaryota; Oomycota; Saprolegniomycetes; Saprolegniales; Saprolegniaceae. The coding region runs from base 111 to 1544 and encodes 477 amino acids. The record is from RefSeq and is a predicted model, not a curated record. Gene Ontology annotation, biological process: protein ubiquitination; rescue of stalled cytosolic ribosome. Gene Ontology annotation, molecular function: ribosome binding; ubiquitin protein ligase activity.